AUGGUUCUCGACAAGUUCACCUACGUUUUCGCCAUCGGCACCUUCUUCGCACUCCUUGACGCCUACAACAACGGUGCCAACGAUGUUGCCAACGCCUGGGCGACCAGUGUAUCCUCCCGCUCCCUCUCCUACCGUCAAGCCAUGAUCUUUGGUACUAUCUUUGAGAUGCUCGGCGCCAUAACGGUCGGAGCGCGUACUGCUGACACCAUCAAGAACGGUAUCAUCCCCAACGGCGCCUUCCGCAACGACGCCGGUGUCCAGAUGCUCGCCUUCACUUGCGCCCUCGCUGGUGCCUCCACCUGGGUGAUGUGGUGCACGCGCCACUCUGCCCACGUCUCGUCCACCUACUCCCUCGUCUCGGCCGUCGCCGGUGUCGGUAUUGCCACUGCCGGCGCUGCCAACGUCCAGUGGGGCUGGAACGAUGGCAAGGGUCUCGGUGCCAUCUUUGCCGGUCUCGGUAUGGCCCCCGCCAUCGCCGCCGGUUUCGGUGCCGCCAUCUUCAUGCUCAUCAAGGUCGUCGUCCACAUGCGCGGCAACCCCGUCCCGUGGGCCGUCUGGACCUCCCCCUUCUUCUUCCUCAUCGCCGGUACCAUCUGCACCUUGUCCAUCGUUUACAAGGGUUCCCCCAACCUCGGUCUCAACAAGAAGCCCGCCGAGUUCGUCGUCGGUGUCGUCAUGGGCACUGGUGGCGGAGUCGCGCUCCUUUCGGCCCUCUUCUUCGUCCCCUACGUCCACGCGGUCGUCGUCAAGAAGGACCACACUCUCAAGUGGUACCAAUUCGUCUACGGUCCUAUGCUCUUCCUCCGUCCCGCACCAGAGGGCGCCGAGUUCGCCAAGGUCCCCAACUACGCCGUCAUCCAGCACGACGCCGACCUUGACGUCGAGGAGACCUCCCCCGCCGACAAGCACAACAACCUCCCUACCCUCCCCUCCUCUGCCAGCGGUUCCCAGCCCCGUCAGCGCAAGCCUCAGGCGCCCGCCGGUCUCUCCGCCCUCGACAACCCCCAGCUCAACUACCAGCAGCUCAUGGCUCAGGGCGAGGAGCGGUUCCACGCCAAGCUCCGCAAGAACAGGGGUCCUCUGGGAUGGGCAAUGCGCACCCUCCACGAGAACCCCAUGGGAGCCGGUGCCAUCUACGAGAUCAACAACAUUAAGAUCAUCUUCAAGCGUCUCCCCGCUCAGAUCGUCUGCAUGUUCACCUACGGUCUCUACUACGACAUCCACGCCGCCCAGUCCGGUGUCCACGGUACCCCGGAAGGCGACCGUAUGGAGCGGGUCUACGAGCACGCCCACAAGUACCCCAACGAGGUCGAGCACCUUUACUCCUUCGUCCAGAUCUUGACCGCCUGCACCGCCUCCUUUGCUCACGGUGCCAACGACAUCGGAAACUCAGUCGGCCCCUGGGCGGUCAUCUACGCCGCCUGGUCCACUGGAAGCGCCCAAGCUGCCAAAGCCGAGGUCCCCAUCUGGCAGCUCGCCGUCCUUUCUGCCACCAUCUCGCUCGGUCUCAUCACCUACGGUUACAACAUCAUGAAGGUCAUGGGCAACAAGAUCACCUACCACAGCCCAAGUCGCGGUUGCUCCAUGGAGAUGGGUGCCGCCAUCACCGUCCUUGUCUUCUCCCAGUACUCCCUCCCCGUCUCCACCUCCAUGUGCAUCACCGGUGCCACCGUCGGUGUCGGUCUUUGCAACGGCAGCUUGAAGGCUGUCAACUUCCACCGAGUCGGUCUUUUGAUGAUCUCGUGGAUUGCCACCAUCCCCAUCGCCGGUACCCUCGCUGGUGUUACCAUGGGUCUCUUCCUUAAUGCUCCUCACUUCCCGGGUCAAUAG
Molecule: messenger RNA, 1830 nt
Organism: Dioszegia hungarica
Lineage: Eukaryota; Fungi; Basidiomycota; Tremellomycetes; Tremellales; Bulleribasidiaceae
Product: phosphate transporter
Exons: 6
Coding region: 1-1830 (609 amino acids)
Biological process (GO): phosphate ion transmembrane transport
Cellular component (GO): membrane
Source: RefSeq, a predicted model, not a curated record